CGCCGCGACAUGCGCACCGGCACAGGGCUCUGAGCGGAGGCGGUGAUGUCGGGGCGCCAGGACCCCGGCCCAGGCUGUGGGCUGCUGCUGGCCCUGGUGCUGGCAUUGAGCGGGCUGCCGUGGGCGAGGGGCGUCGAGGAGGUGCCUGGUGGCACGCAUGGAGCAAGUCAGGGCUUCCAGGUGGUCACUUUCGAAUGGCACCACGUCCAGGACCCGUACAUCAUCGCUCUCUGGAUCCUUGUAGCCAGCUUGGCCAAGAUCGUGUUCCACCUGUCCCACAAGAUCACCAGCGUGGUCCCUGAGAGCGCUCUGCUCAUCGUGCUGGGGCUGGUGCUGGGUGGCAUCGUCUGGGCGGCCGACCACAUCGCCUCCUUCACACUCACACCCACCGUCUUCUUCUUCUACCUGCUGCCACCCAUUGUGCUGGAUGCUGGCUACUUCAUGCCCAAUCGACUCUUCUUCGGCAACCUGGGCACCAUCCUGCUGUAUGCGGUCGUUGGUACCGUGUGGAAUGCGGCCACCACCGGGCUGUCUCUAUAUGGCGUCUUCCUCAGCGGGCUAAUGGGGGAGCUGCAGGCGGGGCUGCUGGACUUCCUCCUGUUUGGCAGCCUCAUAGCAGCUGUGGACCCAGUGGCUGUCCUGGCUGUCUUUGAAGAGGUGCACGUCAAUGAGGUCCUAUUCAUCAUCGUGUUUGGGGAGUCACUGCUGAACGAUGCUGUCACCGUGGUCCUGUACGACGUGUUCACAUCUUUUGUGGCACUGGGUAGUGACCAGGUGACCGGCGUGGAUUGCGUGAAAGGCAUAGUGUCCUUCUUCGUGGUGAGCCUGGGAGGCACCCUGCUGGGUGUGGCUUUUGCCUUCCUGCUGUCCCUGGUGACCCGUUUCACCAAGCACGUGCGCAUCAUCGAGCCUGGCUUCGUCUUUGUCAUCUCAUACCUGUCCUACUUGACCGCAGAGAUGCUGUCCCUUUCGGCCAUCCUGGCCAUCACCUUCUGCGGCAUCUGCUGUCAGAAGUACGUAAAGGCCAACAUCUCGGAGCAGUCGGCCACCACUGUGCGCUAUACCAUGAAGAUGUUGGCCAGCAGUGCCGAGACCAUCAUCUUCAUGUUUCUCGGCAUCUCAGCUGUGGACCCCCUCAUCUGGACGUGGAACACGGCCUUCAUCCUCCUGACGCUGGUCUUCAUCUCUGUGUACCGGGCCAUUGGAGUUGUGCUGCAGACCUGGGUCCUGAAUCGCUACCGCAUGGUGCAACUAGAGCUCAUAGACCAGGUGGUCUUGUCCUAUGGAGGCCUGCGUGGGGCUGUGGCCUUUGCACUGGUUGUGCUCCUGGACAAGAACAAGGUCAAGGAGAAGAACCUGUUCGUCAGCACUACCAUCAUUGUGGUCUUCUUCACUGUCAUCAUCCAGGGCCUGACCAUCAAGCCCCUCGUGCAGUGGCUGAAAGUGAAGAAGAGUGAACAGCGAGAGCCCAGGCUCAAUGAGAAGCUGCAUGGCAGGGCUUUCGACCACAUUCUCUCAGCCAUCGAGGACAUCUCAGGACAAAUCGGGCACAACUACCUCAGAGAUAAGUGGUCCAAUUUUGACAGAAAGUUCCUGAGUAAAAUCCUAAUGAGACGGUCAGCUCAGAAGUCCCGAGAUCGGAUCCUGAAUGUUUUCCAUGAGCUGAACUUGAAGGAUGCCAUCAGUUACGUGGCUGAGGGAGAGCGCCGUGGGUCCCUGGCCUUUAUCCGCUCCCCAAGCACUGACAACAUGGUCAACGUGGACUUCAGCACGCCACGACCAUCUACUGUGGAGGCCUCUGUCUCCUACCUCCUGAGGGAGAAUGUCAGCGCGGUAUGUCUGGACAUGCAGUCCCUAGAGCAGCGGCGGCGCAGCAUCCGGGACGCAGAGGACAUGGUCACCCACCACACAUUGCAACAGUACCUGUAUAAACCACGACAGGAGUACAAGCAUCUCUACAGCAGACAUGAGUUAACUCCAAAUGAGGAUGAGAAGCAGGACAAGGAGAUUUUCCACAGGACCAUGCGGAAACGCCUGGAGUCUUUCAAGUCAACCAAGCUGGGCCUGAACCAGAACAAGAAGGCAGCCAAGCUGUACAAGAGGGAGCGUGCCCAGAAGCGGAGAAACAGCAGCAUCCCCAAUGGGAAGCUGCCCACCGAGAGCCUCAUGCACAACUUCACCAUUAAGGAGAAAGAUUUGGAACUCUCGGAUCCUGAGGAGGCCCCUGAAUAUGACACUGAGGAGACCAGUGGGGGUAUUGAGUUCCUGGCAAAUGUCACCAAGGACACUGCAUCUGACUCCCCUGCAGGAAUUGACAACCCUGUAUUUUCUCCGGACGAGGACCUGGGCCCCAGCCUCCUGGCCAGGGCGCCUCCCUGGCUGACUCCAGGGGAGACAGUAGUGCCCUCCCAGAGGGCCCGCCUGCAGAUACCCCACUCUCCCAGCAACUUCCGCCGUCUGACGCCCUUUCGCCUCAGCAACAAGUCUGUGGACUCCUUUCUGCUGGCUGACGGCCCUGAGGAACGGCCCCAUGCUGCCAUCCCUGAGUCCACACACAUGUGACACCGGGUCCGACACCCCACUGACCGGACGCUCAUCCCCACGCCACCGGUC
Otolemur garnettii (small-eared galago) is the source of this 2613-nucleotide messenger RNA. It is a transcript of the gene SLC9A3, whose product is annotated as solute carrier family 9 member A3. The record is from RefSeq and is a predicted model, not a curated record. NCBI's taxonomy places the organism in Eukaryota, Metazoa, Chordata, Mammalia, Primates, Galagidae. Gene Ontology annotation, molecular function: sodium:proton antiporter activity. The coding region runs from base 46 to 2562 and encodes 838 amino acids. The transcript is spliced from 17 exons. Gene Ontology annotation, biological process: sodium ion transport; proton transmembrane transport; regulation of pH. Gene Ontology annotation, cellular component: brush border membrane; apical plasma membrane.